Molecule: messenger RNA, 393 nt
Organism: Trichoderma asperellum CBS 433.97
Lineage: Eukaryota; Fungi; Ascomycota; Sordariomycetes; Hypocreales; Hypocreaceae
Source: RefSeq, a predicted model, not a curated record
AUGAAGUUCUCAACCAUCGUCGCCACAGCUGUUUCCGCAGCCAUUGCCGUGUCCGGCACCCCCAUCGAGAAGCGCGAAGUCGGCGGACUCCUCUUAUGCACCGGCGCCAACGCAACCGGCACCUGCACUUACAACGUCUACGAGCUCAAGACAUGCCACCAGCUGCCCGCGCCCUUCCACCACAACACGAGCACUUUUGCGCCCGAUGGCGAAGCCUUUAACUGCUUCCCCCGUAUUGGCGACUGCGGCUCCAUCUGCACCAGCCCGACGGGAUGUACCUUUGGCGCUGUCGACUUCAACUAUAAGAACAAGUUUGACCUUGGUGCUAUUAAGUGGAAUACCUUGAUUUCCAGCUUUGACUGCGAGUUGAAGACGCCUCCAACCACGCAAUAA